This is a messenger RNA of Choloepus didactylus (southern two-toed sloth), 1632 nucleotides long. RefSeq names its product cytochrome P450 2D19-like. The transcript is spliced from 9 exons. The record is from RefSeq and is a predicted model, not a curated record. Gene Ontology annotation, biological process: xenobiotic metabolic process; arachidonate metabolic process. NCBI's taxonomy places the organism in Eukaryota, Metazoa, Chordata, Mammalia, Pilosa, Megalonychidae. The coding region runs from base 141 to 1556 and encodes 471 amino acids. Gene Ontology annotation, cellular component: cytoplasm; intracellular membrane-bounded organelle. Gene Ontology annotation, molecular function: heme binding; oxidoreductase activity, acting on paired donors, with incorporation or reduction of molecular oxygen, reduced flavin or flavoprotein as one donor, and incorporation of one atom of oxygen; iron ion binding.
CAACUGUGGAAACCCUCUGUGUGCUGCAAGCUCCUGCUCCGAUCCCAGGUGCUUGGUGUGAUUGAGCUCCCAGGAGUGGACGGCUCUCUGAGUGCCCACCUGCUACCCUGCGCAGGAACCCAGUGGGCAGUGAGGCAGCCAUGGGACUGCUGACUGGGGAGGCGCUGGCACCCGUGGCCGUGGCCGUGGCCAUCUUCCUGCUCCUAGUGGACCUGAUGCACCGGCGCAUACGCUGGGCCCCACGCUACCCACCAGGCCCCCCGGCACUGCCCGGACUGGGCAACUUCCUGCAGUUAAACUUCAAUGACGUGCCGUACAGCUUCAACAAGCUGCGGGGCCGCUUCGGGGACGUGUUCGGUCUGCAGCUGGGCUGGACGCCCGUGGUCGUGCUCAACCGGCUGGAGGCCGUGCGCGAGGCACUACUCCAACGCGGAGAGGACACCUCAGACCGCCCUCCCAUGCCCAUCUACGAGCAGCUGGGCUACCGGCCAUCGGCAGAAGGCGUGAUCUUAGCGCGCUACGGGCCCGCGUGGCGCGAGCAGCGGCGCUUCUCCGUGUCCACCAUGCGCAACUUCGGCCUGGGCAAGAAGUCGCUGGAGCAGUGGGUGACCGAGGAGGCCGCCUGCCUCUGCUCUGCCUUCGCGGACUAUGACGGACGCCCCUUUAUACCCAACGGCCUCCUGAACCAAGCGGUGUGCAACGUGAUCGCCUCCCUCACCCAUGCGCGCCGCUUCGAGUACAACGACCCUUUCUUCUGCAAACUCCUGGGGCUGGUGGAGGCCUCAGUGAGGGAGGAUUCGGGCAUCCUCCGAGAGGUACUGAACGCGAUCCCAGUUCUCUUGCACAUUCCGGGGCUAGCCGGUAAGGUCUUCCCGGGGCAGAAGGCCCUCAUGGACCUGCUGGAUGAGCUGGUCACCGAGCACAGGGAGGCCUGGGACCCAGCCCAACCCCCGCGUGACCUAAUGGAUGCCUUCCUGGGUGAAGUGGAUAAGGCCAAGGGGAACCCCGAGAGCAGCUUCACUGACGCCAACCUGCGCCUGGUGGUGGCCGACCUGUUCACGGCGGGGAUGAUUACCACCUCGAUCACACUGGCCUGGGCCCUCCUGCUCAUGAUCCUGCACCCGGACGUGCAGCCCGUGAUCCACGAGGUGCAGCGCUUCGGGGACAUCAUCCCCCUGGGCGUGCCACACAUGACCUCUCGCGACACUGAGAUCCAGGGCUUCCUCGUCCCCAAGGGGACGCAACUCAUCCUCAACCUGUCAUCGGUGCUGAAGGAUGAGACCGCCUGGGAGAAGCCCUUCCGCUUCCACCCGGAACACUUUCUGGACGCCCAGGGCCGCUUCGUGAAGCCGGAGGCCUUUAUACCUUUCUCAGCAGGCCGCCGUGCAUGCCUCGGGGAGCCCCUGGCCCGCAUGGAGCUCUUCCUUUUCUUCACCUGCCUCCUGCAGCGCUUCAGCUUCUCAGUGCCUGCCGGGCAGCCCCAGCCCAGUGACCAUGGACUCUCUGGCUUCUUGGUGGCCCCGUCCCCCUACCAGCUCUGUGCCUUGCCCCGCUAAAGAGGGUCACCAGGACCCCAAACCCCAACCCCAGACAGAGACCCUGAGCUACAAUAAACCAGUCUGGCAGCUCCCA